CCACCAGCACCACCACAUCACUAACCCAUAGCGAAACGACAUGACCCUAUCAAAAGAAGCACGUAAGAAAUAUGAACAGAAAACUGACCGUAAAGAGUACAAGAACGAGUGGAAAAAGCAGAUGCGGGAAAAGAAGCGGGUAACGGGGGCAAUAUCGACAACGAAGGAGAGGCUACAGAGUAAGGAUCGGAGUAGAAGGUAUCGGGAGAAUAAGAAGAAGAAGAUGGCGGCUGCUGCGGCGUUGCUUGACUUGUUCGCACCUUCACCGGAAGGCAGUCAAGAACCGGAAGAUAGAUCAAAUCCGGACGACGAUGCAGCUGAAGCCACCGCGGAAACUGAAAAAAGCACUGUCGACGACGACGAAAAGGAAUCCGCGGACAAAUCUUCAGAAGUUUCCACCACGUUUCAUCUUGAUCCGGCUUUGUUAAACCUACCACCACCGACGACAAACAUUUUGAUUGAGCCAAGCGAGUUUGUUGAAUUGUCACCGCCAGAAAUGCCGCAACAUAGCGAUAUGGAGCCGAUUCUGGCAUAGGUGUCGUGUUCGAUGGACUUUUUUGGACGAUACCAGUUUUGGGAGCUUCUGCAGGCCGAGGUUGCAUUAUCUGCGGAUCUACGCUGUAGAAUGACUACUAUGUUUUUUUGGAGGGAUUUACUGCUUUUUGGCGUU
Messenger RNA from Saitoella complicata NRRL Y-17804, 670 nucleotides. RefSeq lists its product as uncharacterized. NCBI's taxonomy places the organism in Eukaryota, Fungi, Ascomycota, Saitoellomycetes, Saitoellales, Saitoellaceae. The coding region runs from base 41 to 535 and encodes 164 amino acids. The transcript has 2 exons. The record is from RefSeq and is a predicted model, not a curated record.